Messenger RNA from Epinephelus lanceolatus (giant grouper), 590 nucleotides. NCBI's taxonomy places the organism in Eukaryota, Metazoa, Chordata, Actinopteri, Perciformes, Serranidae. The record is from RefSeq and is a predicted model, not a curated record.
GGCUGAGGUGUUUUAUUGUGAAAGUCACGACGGGACGUGGCGUCCGUCGGGGGUAUUUCAAGUAGCUUGAAAGCAGCUCCGUCCCCUCAGUCAGACAGAGUGAAAGUUGUCUCCAGCUGGCAGAGCAGGCAGCCAGGACUCGCUAGUUUCCACCGCCGCUGCUUCACACGCUUUCUCCCGGAGAGAUGAGGCGGAAGGAGAAGAGGCUGCUGCAGUUCGCCGGGCUGCUCAUAGCGGAUCUUCUUUUCCUCCCCAACGUCGGGCUGUGGUCUUUGUACAGGGACCGAGUCUUCGACAACUCACCCGGCACAGUGGACGGACCAGGCGGCAUCCUCCGGAUACAGGGUUUGAACCAGAUGAGGAAGGUCGCUCAGGUGGGACUGGAUGGCGUGCGGCGGGUAGACUGGCAUGACUACGAAGCGAUGAGGAGAGAUGCUGCUCGCUCAGGUAAUGGUGAACAGGGGAAGCCGUUCCCUCUGACAGAAUCCGACCGGGUCGACCAGGCCUACAGGGAGAACGGCUUCAAUAUUUACAUAAGUGACCGGAUCUCCCUCAACCGCUCCCUGCCUGACAUCCGCCAUGCAAAGUAA